Messenger RNA from Erythranthe guttata (spotted monkey flower), 875 nucleotides. Its product is annotated as transmembrane emp24 domain-containing protein p24delta3. NCBI's taxonomy places the organism in Eukaryota, Viridiplantae, Streptophyta, Magnoliopsida, Lamiales, Phrymaceae. The record is from RefSeq and is a predicted model, not a curated record.
AAAGGAGAAUCGAAUUGAUUUUUGCAGAUUAUUUUAUCAACAACAAUGGUGGUCGGUGCUCACGUGCUGGCGGAGCUGCUGUUAGUUUUGCUGUGUGUUUCGCGGCGGAGCGAUGCAAUAUGGUUGAAUUUGCCGGCGACUGGAACCAAAUGCAUCUCCGAGGAAAUCCACAACAACGUCGUCGUUUUGGCAGACUACGUCGUCAUUUCCGACGAUCAUCAAGCCCACUCCACCUCCCCCAUUACCACCAAGGUGACGUCGCCGUACGGAAAUACGCUGUAUCACAAGGAAAAUGUAACACAUGGUCAAAUUGCAUUUACAACUAACGAGGGCGGAAGCUAUCGUGCUUGUUUCACAGCCGAUGGAUAUCAAUCGGGAGGCGGUGGUGGUUUAAGUAUUAACGUGGAGUGGAAAACGGGUAUUGCAGCAAGAGAUUGGGAUUCCGUUGCAAGAAAAGAGAAAAUUGAGGGUGUUGAGCUUGAGCUGAGAAAACUCGAAGGUGCAGUUGAGGCCAUUCAUGAAAAUCUUUUGUAUCUGAGGAGCAGAGAAGCGGAGAUGAGAACUUUGAGCGAAGUAACAAAUACUCGGGUUGCUUCGUACAGCAUUAUGUCGUUGAGUGUCUGCAUUUUGGUUUCGGUAGCCCAGAUAUUGCAUUUAAAGAGAUAUUUCCAAAAGAAAAAGCUGAUUUAGAUAGGAAAAAAAAAUAGAUUAUCGACAUCUGUUUAAUCUAGUUUCUCUCGUUUUCAUUAUUUUAGAAGAAAAUUCUUUGAUACAAAGUAAUAGCCAUUUUUUUCUUUAUUGUUCGAGAUGCGAAUUGUGUAGUCUUGUUUCUUUGAAUUACUACGUGUGUCGUAAAUUAUUCAUGGUUGAUAAAC